Messenger RNA from Cinclus cinclus, 1143 nucleotides. RefSeq names its product TNF superfamily member 15 (gene TNFSF15). Gene Ontology annotation, cellular component: membrane. Gene Ontology annotation, biological process: immune response. Gene Ontology annotation, molecular function: tumor necrosis factor receptor binding. The record is from RefSeq and is a predicted model, not a curated record. The transcript has 5 exons. Bases 1 to 1035 code for a protein of 344 amino acids. NCBI's taxonomy places the organism in Eukaryota, Metazoa, Chordata, Aves, Passeriformes, Cinclidae.
AUGGCAGCUGUCAGUCGAGCGGAAAAGCCGGCGGAGCUCCUCCAGGCCAGCAGCGGGGUUGAUCCUGGUUCCACCCACCGGGACUUUCCUGGCUUCCUCCAGCAGGAGGGGGCUGGCAGGAGCGGGCCGGGCAGCGCGGGCAGCAGCGCCGCGCUCCCCGGUUUCUAUUGUAGGCGGUGCAUUCCUCGGGAGGGAGGGAGGCACCGCGUGUGCGCCGGUGCCUUCCCACACUCGGCCCGGCUCUUAUUUAAUGGGGGUCUCCAUGCAGGGCAGGAGCCACGAGAGGUGCGGCGGUGCCCGGCUCCCUCGCAGGACGAGCCCGGCGCUGCUGCCAUGGAGAGCGCGGUGGAGAUGGGCGAGGAGGCUCCCGGCGCUGGGAUGCAGCUCCGCAAGGACCUGAGGAGGAUCCGCUGUGCUCUGCUGCUGUGCCUGCUGGCCCUGCUGCUGCUCAUGCUGCCCACCGCGUACCUGCUGGUCGGCAACCUGCCCCGCUCCUGUGGCAACCAGGUCACAGAGGAGAGGGGCUCUCGCUUUCUGAAGCAACGAGCAGUAGCUGCUGUUACAGACACCCUUUCCAGUGCAGAGAAGCCACGAGCUCACCUGACAGUGAAGAAGCAGGACCUGGCCAGCGCCGUGGGGAGCCACCUGCCCAUCCUGCAGUGGGAAGACAAGCGAGGCCUGGCCUUCACCAAGAACAACCUGAGUUACUCCAGCAGCGCUCUGGUGAUUCCCGUGUCCGGGGACUACUACGUGUACGCUCAGGUCACCUUCCGAGGGCCCGUUGAGAGUAGCCACAAGCCCAGCUCUGUCACUGAGAUCAUCACCAAGGUCACUGACAGCUACCCCGAGCCCACCCAGCUGCUGACAGGCACCAAGACCCUCAGUGAGAACGGCAAUGGUUGGUUCCAGCCCAUUUACCUGGGCGCUGUCGUCUCCUUGGAGGUGGGAGACAAGCUCAUGGUCAACGUGAGUGACAUCAAGCUGGUGGAUUAUACCAAGGAGCACAAAACUUUCUUUGGGGCCUUUCUGCUGUAGGGCUGUGGCAGCAGCUGUGGGGGGAUCCCUCCAGGGGCAUCGGGGGGACACUGCUGGACUUUGGCUUUAUGGGCUCGUGUUGGGGUGAGAUCUCUGCUGUUUUCUUUC